This is a messenger RNA of Carlito syrichta (Philippine tarsier), 2105 nucleotides long. It is a transcript of the gene SLC6A12, whose product is annotated as solute carrier family 6 member 12. The record is from RefSeq and is a predicted model, not a curated record. Gene Ontology annotation, molecular function: gamma-aminobutyric acid:sodium:chloride symporter activity. Gene Ontology annotation, biological process: sodium ion transmembrane transport; neurotransmitter transport. Gene Ontology annotation, cellular component: plasma membrane. Bases 244 to 2094 code for a protein of 616 amino acids. NCBI's taxonomy places the organism in Eukaryota, Metazoa, Chordata, Mammalia, Primates, Tarsiidae. The transcript is spliced from 15 exons.
UCUGUCUGGGAGUCCCUGGACAAGUCGGAUGGGCCUCUGCGCUGGCAAGAACUGGAGAGGGGGUGAGGGUGGAGGACAGCCUCCCUCUCAGGUCCUGUCUCUCGUGGCCUUCUCAUAGGUGGCUUCCCUGGGACUCUCUGGAGACCCGAUGCCUGCCCGGAGCUGACCACGGGAACCGGGACUGGAGACAAAGGCUUUGCCUCUCGCCAUCCUGCCCGCCCGCGGGGUCUCCCAAUCCACCACAUGGCUGUGGAUGGGAAAGCGCCAGUCCACGACCAUGGGCCUCCCGCGGUCUCCUGGGUCCCCGAAGAGGGCGAGAAGGUGGACCGGGAAGGCGCGGACCAGGUAAAGGAUCGGGGCCAAUGGACCAACAAGAUGGAGUUUGUGCUGUCAGUGGCCGGGGAGAUCAUCGGGCUGGGCAAUGUCUGGAGGUUUCCCUAUCUCUGCUACAAAAACGGAGGUGGAGCCUUCUUCAUUCCCUACUUUAUCUUCUUCUUCGCCUGUGGCAUCCCGGUGUUCUUCCUGGAGGUGGCACUGGGCCAGUACACGAGCCAAGGGAGCGUCACGGCCUGGAGGAAGAUCUGCCCCCUCUUCCAGGGCAUCGGUCUGGCGUCUGUGGUCAUCGAGUCCUACCUGAACAUCUACUACAUCAUCAUCCUCGCCUGGGCCCUCUUCUACCUGUUCAGCUCCUUCACCUCUGAGCUGCCCUGGACGACCUGCACCAAUUCCUGGAACACAAACCAUUGCAUGGACUUUCUGAACCAAUCGGGAACCGGCAGAGUGAGCCCGUCUGAGAACUUCACCUCGCCCGUCAUGGAAUUCUGGGAGAGACGGGUUCUGGGCAUCACCUCGGGGAUCCAUGACCUGGGUGCCCUGCGCUGGGAGCUGGCCCUGUGUCUUCUGCUGGCCUGGGUCAUCUGUUAUUUCUGCAUCUGGAAAGGGGUCAAGUCCACCGGCAAGGUUGUCUACUUCACAGCCACGUUCCCCUACCUGAUGUUGAUCAUCCUGCUGAUCCGCGGUGUCACCCUGCCCGGAGCCUACGAGGGCAUCAUCUAUUACCUGAAGCCAGAUCUGUUUCGCCUCAGGGACCCCCAGGUGUGGAUGGACGCGGGCACCCAGAUCUUCUUCUCCUUCGCCAUCUGCCAGGGGUGCCUGACGGCCCUGGGCAGCUACAACAAAUACCACAACAACUGCUACCGGGACUGCAUCGCCCUCUGCUUCCUGAACAGCGCCACCAGCUUGGUGGCCGGUUUCGUGGUCUUCUCCAUCCUGGGCUUCAUGUCCCGCGAGCAGGGGGUGCCCAUCUCGGAAGUGGCCGAGUCAGGUCCCGGCCUGGCCUUUAUCGCCUUCCCCAAGGCGGUGACCAUGAUGCCCUUGUCGCAGCUGUGGUCCUGCCUCUUCUUCGUCAUGCUCAUUUUCCUGGGCCUGGACAGCCAGUUCGUCUGCGUGGAGUGCCUGGUCACGGCCUCUGUGGACAUGUUCCCCAGGCAGCUCCGGAAGAGCGGGCGGCGGGAGCUUCUCAUCCUCGCCAUCGCGGUCACGUGCUACCUGAUAGGGCUCCUUCUGGUCACCGAGGGUGGAAUGUACAUCUUCCAGCUGUUCGAUUACUACGCGUCCAGUGGCAUCUGCCUGCUGUUCCUGUCGGUGUUUGAAGUGGUCUGCAUCAGCUGGGUGUACGGGGCAGACCGUUUCUAUGACAACAUCGAGGACAUGAUUGGCUACCGGCCGUGGCCCCUGGUGAAGAUCUCCUGGCUCUUCCUGACCCCGGGACUUUGCCUGGCCACCUUCCUCUUCUCCUUGAGCAAGUACACCCCUCUCAAGUACAACAACGUCUACGUGUACCCGCCCUGGGGAUACUACAUCGGCUGGUUCCUGGCCCUCUCCUCCAUGGUCUGCGUCCCGCUGUCGACCAUUAUCACCCUUCUGAAGUCCCAGGGUUCUUUCAAGAAGCGCCUGCGACGGCUCAUCACCCCCGACGCCAGCCUGCCCCAGCCCAAGCCACGCCUCUACCUGGACGGUGACGCCAGCGGGGACGGCGGGCCCCCCUCAGUCAAGGACGGCCUGAUCGCCGGGGAGAAGGAGACCCACUUGUAGGAUUUGGCCAG